CCCACCCCUCCCUCUUCUCCCUGUAGCAUACUAUGACAAAAAGCAUGUUGAAUUAUUUACAACAUUAAAAAAAAAAAGAGCCAUUCGACUUAAUGGAUCAGACGGUGCCAAAAAUAAAUUUUGCUCGCACUGGGCAGAAAAAAAAUAAUUCACUCGUUCAUGGCCAGCCUGCAAUAUAAUCCAGCCGAUCUCGAAGCGUACGGCUGCAAUACCACCGAAGCCACCGAGCUCCGUUUAGUCCGGCCCAAUGCCUCUCUUGGCGCGUCGACGCGAUACGUGGAAUUCAAUCCUGAAUUUACGUAUCCUAUUUUUGGCGAGCAGGAAAUUGCAUUCGGAUACAAAGAUCUGGCUAUCCAGCUUUACUACGCAUCCGGGUCGCUGGCUACUUACUUUCACUUGGACUACGCAGAAAAAUUUCAGGGCGUAGCUUCCUCGUCGUCUGAAGCAGAGCCACUUGCUGCGGAUGAUAUUGAAGGGAAACUACGAGAGUUCAUACCGCAUGAUUAUAUGACCAAUUACGAUCGAUUCUUGGAGAAGGUCAAAGAAGAUGAAGCAUCGUUCCGUCCACUCGGCGAAAAAGUGCACGAAUACAGCUUGAAUGAUGGAAAGGACCAAUUCGAGAUUUACAAGUCAUCGUUCAGCAGUGAGAAAUUCAGAACGUAUCAUGAACGCAUGCAACUUUUCAUGCUUCUGUACGUGGAGGGCUCCAGCUACAUUGACUCCGAAGAUGACAAGUGGAGCAUUUACACCAUAUUCAAACGCGAAGAUGCAGCCGACGUUACGUCGUAUCACUUUGUGGGAUAUGCCACACUCUAUCCAUUUUUCUGCUGGCCAGAUAAAAUUCGAAUGCGCAUUAGUCAAUUCUUGAUAUUACCACCGUUUCAGUCUCACGGUCAUGGAAGCAUUCUCUAUUCUACGCUGUACAAGGAAUCCAUGGCCCGAAAUGAUGUAGUGGAAAUGAACGUGGAGGAUCCCAAUGAUAACUUUGCCGAUUUACGAGAUAAAAAUGACAUGCGUAUGUUGAUCGAUGCCGAUGCGUUCAAAGGUCUCAAGGCACCUGUAUCUGAUGAAUUUGUCGACAUGGCCCGCAAAAAGUACAAGCUCACCAAGCGACAAAUGCAAAGGUGCAUUGAGAUUUAUCUUUUGCAGCAUCUGGAUAAGCGUAAGGCCUCCGAUUACAAGAGCUAUCGAUUGCAAGUGAAAACAAGAUUAUACAAAUUCAACUUGGAUGCUCUGAGAGACAUGGAAGCAAACGAACGUUUGGAAAAACUUCAAGAGACAUAUAAAGGCGUGGAGGAAGACUAUCAUAGAAUUAUCGAACUCAUCUAGAUUAGAUAGGAUUCCUUCAUUUGCCACCGCGGCUGUUCCAAACUAGAUGCCCACUGACAUGGAUUUGCAUUCAUAAAAGCACAAAGAGAAACAAUACAAAAAAAGUCAAUAUUAAAGCUCUGCUAGAUUAAUUGAGAUUCAUCAUCAAACAG
This is a messenger RNA of Umbelopsis ramanniana AG, 1481 nucleotides long. RefSeq lists its product as uncharacterized. The transcript has 12 exons. Gene Ontology annotation, cellular component: nucleus. Bases 160 to 1329 code for a protein of 389 amino acids. Gene Ontology annotation, molecular function: histone H4 acetyltransferase activity; histone binding. NCBI's taxonomy places the organism in Eukaryota, Fungi, Mucoromycota, Umbelopsidomycetes, Umbelopsidales, Umbelopsidaceae. The record is from RefSeq and is a predicted model, not a curated record. Gene Ontology annotation, biological process: subtelomeric heterochromatin formation.